Molecule: messenger RNA, 3419 nt
Organism: Micromonas pusilla CCMP1545
Lineage: Eukaryota; Viridiplantae; Chlorophyta; Mamiellophyceae; Mamiellales; Mamiellaceae
Product: ATP-dependent DNA helicase
Exons: 1
Coding region: 178-3327 (1049 amino acids)
Biological process (GO): double-strand break repair via homologous recombination
Cellular component (GO): chromosome; nucleus; cytoplasm
Molecular function (GO): 3'-5' DNA helicase activity; ATP binding; nucleic acid binding
Source: RefSeq, a predicted model, not a curated record
CCGCGCACGGCGGGCGCCGGCACGCUGCUUCGAUUGUUCGCGCGCGAGGCGUCCUCGCUCCUCCGCGCGGUCCCACUUCGCGUCGUCGCCCGCGCGCGUCGCGAGCCGUCCUCGCUCACCGCGCGCUUCGCGUCGUGGCCGGGCGCGGCCGUGGGCGCUUCGACGAGAGUGAAGACGAUGGGCUUCGAGGUCGCGGACGACGACUGGGACGACGCCGCGCUGACGGACGCGGUCGUGCGCGCGGAGGUCGACGCGAAGGCGUCGAUCGCGUCCAUGACCGCGGCGGCGCCGCUGAUGGACCGCGUGAACGCGUCCGUCGACUCCGUCGCGGGGCGAGACUCGAGAGGCGCGCCGGCGAAACCGCCGCCUUCGAUGGUGCCAACUUUGACGACGACGCGCCCGGCGCCGCCGCAGCCCGCGUCUACGGUGCCCCCUGACCUCGCGAACGCGCUCAGGGCGACGCUCUCGGAGUACUUCGGUCACAGCGACUUCAGAGAAGGCCAGAUGUCCGUCAUCGCCGCCGCGGUGAGCGAUCGCGACUCGUGCGUGUACUGGUCCACGGGAUCCGGGAAAUCGCUGUGUUACCAACUCCCGGCGUUACACACGGGGAAGACCACGCUCGUGGUGUCGCCGCUGAUUUCGCUGAUGAACGACCAGGUCACGCAUCUGAACAACACCGCGGGCGCGUCCGGGAUGGGCAAGGGCGACGCCUUCCCGCUCGCCGCAUUCUUAGGGUCGACGCAGACGGAUCGCUCCGUCGAGGAGAACGCGUUGCGCGGCGCGUACAGGGUCGUGUACGUCACGCCUGAGAAGCUCGUCGGGUCGUUCGGCGACGACACCGGCGGGAACGGGUACUUCCUGUCGCGCCUGAAGGAGAUGGUGCGAUCGAAGAAGCUCGGGCUCGUCGCGAUCGACGAGGCGCACUGUCUCUCGCAGUGGGGCCACGACUUCCGAACGAGUUACCGCGGUCUCGCGCGCGUUCGCGCCGAGCUCGCGCCGAACGGCGAGGUCCCCAUCAUGGCCCUCACCGCGACCGCGGUAGACGCCGUCAGGGAAGACAUCGCGUCCGUGCUCGAGUUGCGCGCGCCGUUCGUCGCGCAGAACAGCUGCGACCGACCGAACCUCGCGGUGAGCGUGAUCAAAAAAAGAGGCGGCGCAGCGGACUUGAAGCACGUCGUCGACCGCGUCGCGGGCGUCGCCGGCAGCGUCAUCAUCUACUGCCCGACGGUGCGAGAGGUCGAGCAAGUGGCGUCGCACUUAGGGAACGUAUUCGCGAGCCGACCGGACGGCGCGAAGAACGCGGUGGGGACGUACCACGCGCAGAUGUCCCCGAGCGAACGCGAACGCGUGCACCGCGAGUUUCUCACGGGAAGGCGCAAGGUGGUCGUCGCGACCGUCGCGUUCGGGAUGGGGAUCGAUAAGCCGGACAUACGGCUCGUGAUGCACUACGGCGCCCCGAAGACGAUGGAGGAGUACUACCAGCAAGUCGGAAGAGCCGGACGAGACGGGCUGCCGAGCAAGGUCGAGAUGCUCUACGGCGACGGCGACUUUUCGAAAUACGGAAGCGAUUUCUACGUCGGCGGAUUGUCCGAGACGGUGCGACGGACGCAAAAGGCGAGCACGGACGCGCUGGAGCGCUUCUCGCGCGAGCCGCUCGCGUGCCGCAGGGCGGGCAUUCUGGCCCACUUCGGCGAGUCCCCGCCGGAGUCGUGGCCCGACAGCCCGGACCCCGCGGUCGCCGGGAAAGUGUGCGGGACGUGCGAUACGUGCGUCCGCGUGCGUCGCGCCGCGGAGGACGGCGGCGUCGCGAAAACGCUUCGACGGGACAUGGCGUUCGAAGCCGCGCCCGUUCUCAUCGCGCUGCACCACGGCUUCGGCGGCGGGCCGGUGCCCAUGACCGCGCUCGCGUCCCUCGCGAAGGACGGCGCGGACCCGAAAACUGGUCGGAUGCCGAACCCGGCGGCGAGGACGGCGAUUCGCGCGAUCCGAGCCGCGCUCCCGGCGCCGUCCAAGACGGAUUCGUUCGUCAAGGAGAUGACGCAAGCGCUCGUGCAGGAAGGUCUGAUUCACAAGAGGACGGAAAAGGGCCCGUACUCGGCGUACGACGUGUACAGCAUCCCGCGGAACGGUCGCGAGGCUGCGAUCGCGACGCGGUGCACGCGCGCCGCGCUCGCGGCGGCGGCGGCGUCGCCGGUGACCGUCGCGCACGGAAAGGCGGCGAGGGACGCGAUUCGCGCGCGCGUCGGCGCGCUGCCUCCGAUCGUCCUCCCCGUCCCCGAGGGCGUCGCGCGCGCGGAGGCGGAGGCCGCCGCGGUCGCGAGCGCGCGCGUCGAGGAGCUCGUCAAAGCCGGCGUGGACGUGUCCGCGGUCCCGCAGCACGAGCUCGCCGAAGGCUCCGGUCCGUGCGUCAACGCGGAGCUGCAGUGGUUCCGUCGGUUGAAGUCGCUGCGCGACCGCGGCGACGUCGCCAAGGCGCGCGCGUGCGAAGAGCUCCUCGCGCGCGUCGAGAGAUGGCGCGACGACACCGCGGACAGGCUCAACAUGGCCCCCGGCGCGGUCCUUCCCUCGCACGUCGCGAAGCGCGUCGCGUACGCGUUGCCGCAGACCGUGGACGGGCUGCGAGGCGCGGGUGUGCGCAUCGCCGGCGUGGAGACGCUCGCCAAAGUCGUGCGCGACGCCGCGGAGGAGCUCGGCCUCCUCGGCGGCGGAUCAGGCGGCGGGGCGGAGUGCGCGUCUUCGGGCGGCGGAUCAGGCGGCGCGAUGCGACUCGGCGUCGUGAAGGGCGCGCCGUGGGCGUUCGCGGUGUACAAGCCGAAAAAGAAGAAGGGCUGCCCGGACGAGCCGCCGGCGUGGGAGGUCUCCUGGACCCGGUUCGCGCGCGGCGAGUGCGUCGAGUCGAUCGCGAUGACGCAGGCGAGCGGGAAGAGCCUCCAGCCGAGCACCGUCGGCGGGCACGUCAUGGAGGCGCUCGUCCACGGCCGCGAGGUGGACCUCGCGCGGUUAUACCCGAACGCGGGGGACGCGCGGUAUCACUUCGCGUCCGAGCGCGAAUGGCGCGAGCUCGACGACGCGUGCGCGGUGGCGGGCGCCGAUCCCGUCGGGGACCCGGCGGCGUUCAGCGCGCGGGAGAUCGUUCGCGUCCUCGUCGGCGCGGACGUCGCGGAUAAGGACCGCGCGCUGAAGACGCCGGAGGAGCAGGCAACGCAGACGCGGUGGUACUGUAAGAUAAAGACGUACGCCGCGCUGAAACGCGCGGGGGUGGCGCCGAAGUGGGACGGCGACGGCGGCGGGGGAGGUCCGGACGCGAAACGCCGGCGGGUCGACUGACGACGACGACGCGCGACACACUGAACGACGGAACGCGCGCUGCGCUCGCUUUGUUAUUACUUCCAACGCGCGACGGACGCGACGCGUUCUCU